Fusarium graminearum PH-1 is the source of this 3354-nucleotide messenger RNA. RefSeq lists its product as uncharacterized. The record is from RefSeq and is a predicted model, not a curated record. Lineage: Eukaryota; Fungi; Ascomycota; Sordariomycetes; Hypocreales; Nectriaceae. Gene Ontology annotation, molecular function: ATP hydrolysis activity; ATP binding. The transcript has 3 exons. Bases 1 to 3333 code for a protein of 1110 amino acids.
AUGAAUUCUCAGCCCUUACCGUCUAUUGUGGGCGACGACAUUGGAUUCGUAGACGAUUCCCCAUCUCUGAACAAUGGUGAUGAUACUCAGAUGCACAAAAGACCCGAACAUGGCGAUUCCUCUCACAAUUCCCAGCCACCUUUAGAGCCCUUCCUUGAUAUCCCUGUCGGCAUUCGUCGUAGAUCUACGCUUCCCGUUUCUUCUCAAGUCCCAACUCCAGAAGGUUCAGAUGACGAGGGUGAGGAUGGGGAAGAUGAAGAAAGUAAGGAAGACAAGGAAGAAAAGGAAAACGGCGAGGAGGACAAGGAAAGUAAAGAUGCUUCUGAUACUGGGCCCUUGACAGAUUCGGACGGUUCCGAAGAUUUGGAGGACACGCUUUCUACCGACAAGGUGAUGAAGAAGUUACGCGCCCUCGUGGGCGUUGACGACGUUAAGACCCAAUUCGAAGAGCUCCGGCUAUACGUACAGCACAGUAAAGUUCUUAACAUCAGCACAGCCGACGACCGCUUUCACGCCUUAUUCCAGGGGAACCCGGGGACAGGCAAAACCACAGUCGCAAAGCUGUAUGCUAAGUUCCUCAAGUCUAUGGGUGUCUUGGAGUCGGACGAUGUGUUGGAGACCACAGGUGCCAAGCUUGGAUCCAAUGGAGCCAGGGAUAUCAUCGAAACUUUCGAGGACGGGUAUGGCGGCGUGAUGUUGGUGGAUGAAGCCUAUCAGCUUGUUUCAUCCCACUCAAGCCAUGCUGGAAAACAGGUCCUCGAUGUUAUCCUCGGCGAGAUGGACAAAAGUCCCCCAAAAUGGGUCCUCAUCUUUGCUGGCUACAAGGAGGAGUUUGAACCAUUCUUUGCCCACAAUGACGGACUCAGCAGCCGCAUUCCUCAGGUCCUGUCCUUUGAGGAUUUCUCCAAUACUCAGCUUCAUUCUAUUCUUCUCAGUUUCUUCAACACGCGGUUCGCUCAACAUCGCUCCAAGGUCAAAAUUGAGGGCAACCCUGAUGGCCGUUAUAUGGAUGCAGUCGUCCGUCGUAUUGCCCAAGGUCGCACGAGACGCGGUUUUGGAAAUGCUCGAACGGUCCGCAACUACUUCCAAAGAAUUUGCCAGCGCCAAGCCCAUAGAGUUGGUCAACUCGCCAGUCCAACUAUACAACAACGCCUGUAUUUCAGCAAGGAAGACCUGCUUGGACAGAGACCUCUAGAUCUGAAAGCGACAAGCAAGUCCUGGGCCAAAUUGAACUCGCUUAUUGGGUUGAGUGAGGUCAAGAAGUCGGUUGAGAUUAUGUUCCAGAUUGUAGACACCAACUACCAAAGAGAGCUCAGGGGCAAACGACCUUACACCCACUCACUCAACCGUGUAUUUGUGGGCUCGCCGGGGACAGGCAAGACUACAGUUGCAAAACUGUACGGCAAGAUCCUUGCUGAGCUUGGAUUCUUAAGCAAAGGAGACGUGGUUAUCAAAACUCCAGCAGACUUUAUCGGUGAUGCCGUCGGCAGGUCCGAAUCUAACACGCGGGCCAUUCUCGCGUCAACAUUGGGCAAAGUCUUAAUCAUUGACGAAGCCUACAUGCUUGAUCCCGGCGAUGCCACGGUGAAUCGAGACUCUUACAAAACUGCUGUGCUUGAUAGCAUUGUUGCAGAGGUGCAGGGUAAUCCUGGCGACGACAGAUGCGUUCUCUUGUUGGGAUAUGAGGAUAGGAUGGAGUCGCUAUUUCAAAACGGCAACCCUGGGCUGUCAGGUCGGUUCAUGGCUGACCUGCCUUUCCGAUUUCCUGAUUUCUCAGACCCAGAACUGCGCGAGAUUCUCAAGCUCGAUCUUAAGGGCCGCCAGAUCAACUAUGAACCAGCUGCUUUGGAUGCUGCGGUUGACCUGCUAUCGCGAUACAAGUGCAACCGAGAUUUCAGCAACGCAAGGGAGGUAAAGCUUUUGGUAUCCGAUGCAGUUUUCCGAAACCAGGAGCGACUUAUGUCAAAUCAGAAUCAUGACGAAGACUUUGAACCCCGCCUGGAACCUGAAGAUUUUGAUCCAUGGUUGCGGCCCCAGGGAGUAUCAACAGGUAACGUGGUCAACUGCAGACUUGAUCUCAGUGGCCAUAUAUCCGACUCGGUUAUUGAGCAGUUGGAAAGGUACUUCCCGAGCUCUUUGAACCGCGAGUUAAACCGCCAUAUUCCACGAACCUUCGUAUUUAAGGGACCCCCAGGCACUGGAAAGACAACGGUGGCUAAAUAUAUGGGUAAGCUAUUCCGUGAUAUUGGCCUGCUCCCAGCCCACCAGUUUGUGCUCCGAUCGGCAAAAGACUUCAUCGGGCAGCAUGUAGGACAGACUAUGCCCCAGACUCGAAAGCUGCUCGAGAGUGGUUUUGGCAGAGUUCUAAUUAUCCGGGACAUCCACUUGAUUGCCAAAGGUGGCUACUCAAGUGAGGCUCUCGACGAACUCACGUCAUUUGUGCGGACCUACUCUGGCAGAAUGGCGAUCAUUCUGACAGGGCCCUCAGAGCCAGUGGAUGAUCUUUUGAGCGACAGGCAUGAGCUUGGGACCAUGUUUCCAGAUCGCAUCAUAUUCCGAGACUUGACACCUCUGGAAAGCUUGAAUCUGCUCCACAGACUCAUUCAGGCUACCGUACCUGGCGCACAAACUCCCUUUUUUGCUUCACAGACCGCCACGGAAAUGUUUGAAAAAGCAAUAUCGAUUCUUACCAUGUUCGAGGGCAGGGGAAAUGCCUCGCUUGCUAGGACCCUCAGCAUUCGUAUGGUUCAAAAGGGGGACCAUGAGUUGUUGUUGGCAGCCAGCCGAGAUCCUGGGCGUACCUACCACUGGAAGCUCACGGAAGGGGCAGCAAUGUCAUGUAUCAGGUUUAUGUUCGAAGAGACCCGCAGAAAUGGAGUUCCAGUGAGAAAGAUUGUCCCUGAGCCUGCCAGCGAAGACCGGGCAGCCCCUGAGGGUACUGAUAUCACCCAGCCGACGCAGGCAACAAUUGAAGCGACGUCGGAACCCAAACGUGUGGUUCAUGCACGACACCAGGUGGAGAAUGUGACCAAAGAUAAUCCAAAUCCCACAGGAGAUAAGGAUCCUAAGCCAAAGGAAUCUGGGUUGCAGGACAAACCGACAGCUAAGGAAGCAGCAUCAACAUCCAAUGUUACUAGGGUGACGGAAGAUCAGAUAAGACAACAAGACAAGGAUCUAGAGGAAUCUGAGAGGGAGAACCAAUCGGUUCAGGAAGCUAUUAAGCGGAUGGGCAAGUGCGAGAAUAACUACGACUGGGAUAGGGUUGCUGGUGGCUACAAAUGCAGGGGUGGCUAUCAUUUUGUAACCGAUGCUGAAGUGGCAGCUUAUAUGUAGUUGAGAUUGUUGAAUUUGCCU